This is a messenger RNA of Periophthalmus magnuspinnatus, 5096 nucleotides long. It is a transcript of the gene tprn, whose product is annotated as taperin. The transcript is spliced from 5 exons. Gene Ontology annotation, molecular function: phosphatase binding. Lineage: Eukaryota; Metazoa; Chordata; Actinopteri; Gobiiformes; Gobiidae. Bases 171 to 2669 code for a protein of 832 amino acids. The record is from RefSeq and is a predicted model, not a curated record.
GGGCGGCGUGCAGCGGCUCAGAGCACAGGGCCACACCGACAGAAGAGGCUCAGGAGACGGGGGGAGGAUGUGUCCGAGUGAGCGGUGAUCCGUAGCUUCACACGGAGCCGGGCAGUUGUUUCUGAACCUACCAAACCGUCCCGUCUCCUUUGUCUUCAAACCGUUUGACCAUGUCCGGCGGAGGUGAGAUCCGCGUCCUCCGCCAGGACCAGGAACCCGGACAGGAGAGCCCCAGGAUGCCGGCCUGGAAGCGAGAGAUCUUGGAGAGGAGGAGGGCGAAGGGCGGCGCGGCUGGAGCGACAGGAGCCGGAGAGACGAGCCCCAGUGCGGCGGCUCAUCAGCGGCACAACGGCAGCGCGACGGUUAUCAACGGCUCCAAACAAGACAACGGCGGUGGUAGUGGUGCAAACGGGCGAAAUUACACCAUCACCACGGCCAGCCAGCACUUCGGAAACAACAAAGAAACACGACACACGACCGUGGAGAGGGCGACAUCGAAGGAGGAAGAUGGAGAGGAGAGUCUGGUGCUCCAGGAGAGUCUUGGUCCUUUGGAGGAAAAUCCCUUCAUCAAACUGGAGAAGGAGCGGAGGAGACGUCAGGACAGAGACAACGCGGCACGACCUGUCCAGCACAUCCUGGAGCUCUACGGCAGCGUUCCCGGGAUACGCACCAUCAGGGCCGAAAACAUCAUCAUUAUCGAGUCCGACCCAGAGUACUUCCCGGACGGAGAGGGUUCCAAUUGGCAACCGAACGGUGUGAGCACGUACAGCUCUUUGAAUGACCUUUUGGACCGGCGUGGGAGUGCUGUGACUGAGAUAAGAGCCAAGGAAGUUGUGAUUUAUGACACCACGUUAAGCAAGAGCGAGGAAAACCUGAGCACUCUGGGCCGGCCCGAUCACGAGCUGCAGGCGUAUGACACCCAAGGAGAGGGCCAGGGCAGAGUGAGCCGGAUGCUUCAGAAGUUCGACAGCAACUACGGGAAGCUCCAAAAGAAAUCCCACAGCACGGAGAACCUGCUAGACUUGGAUUGCAGUGCCAGCAGCCGGCCCAGAUCUUGGUCCAAGCCAGACGUGGUGCCAAAGCCCAGAUUCGAACCAGCAACCCCGGUCUUCCAGAGUCCGGGGACGUCCAAACCAAAAGCCGAACCGGAAAGCCCCCAGCGGACUCCCAACCACUCGGUGCAUUCCUUUCGCCAACGCUUUGAAGAUGGCGGAAGUCCCUCGAAAGAUGAAACGGACAGCCGGCCAUCAAAGCCCACGAGAGAGCGAGAGUGGGACAGUAGUGCCGACCCCAAACCCAAGGUGCCAUGUUCUCCGGAAACCCGCCGUGCCCGUGCCGAGUCCAGCCCAUCCAAAACGCUUCGCUCCACUCCAGACUUCGAGAUCCGUCCUUCUCCCAAACCGGAUCUGUCUGAAAUUCCGGAUAACGAUACGCAAGCUAGAGCCUUGGCCAAUUUGCGACUGCAGUCCAAAAAUUCUUUCACGGUUAUUCCCAAACGGAGACUUGCGACUUCGGGCUCCUCUGCUGCUAGCCCAAUCCCAGCUGGUCCGGUUAAAUCUUCACCGUCUCACAGAGUAGCCACAGGAAGUGCUACUGGAGUGCCAACAUCCCCAACAUCCACAGCCACAACAAACGAUUUAACAAAAACCACGCCUCUUAAAUCUCCUCUCAAAAGUAUAUCCAAUGAAAUUUCCAAAACACCCACACAAAUUGCACAUGAAACAUCUAUGACUAUUCCAAAAUCUCCACCUUCUCCUACUAAACCAGUAGCAAAACCAGUUACGAUUCCCGCCACCCUUCCCAAAACCCCCCCUCUGAAAUGGGAUGAACAAAAGCAGGAGUCACUGUCCCAAACUCCGACCAGCCCGCCUCCUGUCACCUCCCCUCCAGCGUUUACCUCACCUCCUUCGUCUCCACGUACUCCCGUGACCCCUCCCCUCUCCCCCAGCAUAGCAACACCUCCGACCGAUCACCUCCCCAUCACGAACAUUGAUGAUAUUGAAGUGGAGCCGCCCCAGAGAGUGCCAGCCCCUAGCCCGCUGGUGCACAGGCGGAAGGGGAACACAUUCACAGUGGUGCCCAAGCGGAAGAUAGAGACCGAGCCCCCUUCUGGAUCCCCCGAGUCCCAGACAGAAGCCCUGAGUGAGGCUCCAGGGGGUUCCACACCUCCCCAGGCCCCCUACUCGCAGCUGGGGACCCUUCUGAAGAAGCGCUACCCGGCGGUGGAGGAGAUCGAGGUGAUUGGGGGUUAUCUUUCGCUCGCCAAGUCCUGCCUGGUCAAGACGGGCUCCUCGGGUAAAAAGCUGAAAAUCUCCUUUAAUGAGUCAAACCUGCACAGCACAUACGAGUAUCCGAGUGAGACCAGUGUGUGGGACAGUGAGGAUGAGGACGCAGAGCGGGGGGACAGUCCAGAGGAAACGCCCAGUAUGGUGGGACGCAUCCACAUCCCCCGCGCAGGGCUGGGCUUAGCCAACAAUGCCAACGAUCUCUCUAACUACAUUCCCAAACACGCAGUGGACUACAGCACAUGGCAGGAACAGAGAGGAGAGGAGAGUGCACACAGGGAGGAAGUGUCCCCACAGCCAGCACACACAGAGGACAUCAUGCUGACCCCAGCAGACAGCUCGUCCCUCUCUGACUUCAGCAGUGAACCAGCCCUCUACUUCUGAACCUCCCAACCACUGUAGCUCCACUGCCAGGCACCAGGCUCCAGGGACCAGGGACCAGGCCUGUCUCGUCAGACCCCAGCACACCUCCUCUCACUGUGGACACCUGCUCCUGCCCCCAACUGCCCUCUUCUGCCCCCCUGCCCUCCUCUGCCCCCUCAGCAGCUGGUCUGUGGUGGCUGGGCAGUGGUCCUAUGUGUAACCUGCUCACCUGUAGACUGUUGUAAAGAUGGCACUUACAGAUGUUUAUAAAGCUCUUAUCAACCAGCAGGCACAUUGUUUUAAUAUAUCACAAAACAGUGCCAGGCCAGUUAAAUUAGCUGUGGAAGAGUGUGGGGUGUAUCUAUGGUCAAUGUUGCGUUCGUGUUCUUGUUAACGAAUGAUGCUGGUUUUAAAAUAGAUCUUUUAAUGCACCGUUAUUACAGCGUGCUAACAUGUUGUAUAAGUGCUACUACCACUUCUAUUACCUGCACAUAAGAUAUUACACAGCAGCGCCCCCACGUGGCACACGCCAUUAUAGCUACUGAUCAUAACACUCAAGUCACACACUUUGCAGAACGUGCUUUAAAGGUUAGGGUAGUUUUAGGGCUGCAACGAUUAACUGGAACAAUUGUGACUUGUACACGUUUAAAAUCAUAGUCAUGUUUCUCUGCUCAUUAUCGUUAUCCAGAUUAUACCCAUGCCAGAAGACAUUUUAGUGGCAUUAUUAAACCGCAAAUAUCUACUCCCAACUCCAGCCUGCAGAGGAGAUGAAUGGGAGCAUGUUGCUAACGAAGCUAAUGUCGCUGGAGGAACAACGGUCUGGGAACAUUCAACAACAUCAGAUUGCAUUAAAUUGUCUUUUCUUUGCUUCUUUAAAGUUGUCACCCAAAAUGUUUAGUUACCAUCAUUCGAAUAGUCAAUUAUUUUAACAGUAAACGCGUACAGUUUUUCUGAUUAGUUGUUGCAGCCCUGAUCUCACUCUUGAAUACGUCGGGCACAGGCCAUUUGUGACACUAGCCAGUGGAGGGAAGCCUGUCCAUAACAAACACAUUCCAUACUGUCUGGGAAUAGAACCCAGGACCUUUUUACUGUGAGGCAAAAGUACUCACGACUGGUACACAUUGGGAUAAAACUGUAUUAAAGGAGCACUAUGUAAGUCACCUGUUCAUCUCAUGAAAAACAGUUUUUCCUGGGAGGUUUUUCAAUAUGAUUUAAUUUUAUCAACCUUUAAUUUAUUCAGUUUUGUCUCCAUGGAGAUUACUAAGCUUUAUACCAGUCGCUCUCAAACUUUUCACACCAAGUACCACCAAAGAAAAGAUUUGGCUUUCCAAGUACCACCAGAUCUAAACCAGGUGUAGUUCUAAACAAGAAAUUAGUCAAAGGAGGACAAAAAAUUGGUAAAAAUAACUCACUCCGACAAACUGAGGAGCUGUCCAAGUACCACCUGAAGGAGCUUAAGUACCACAGUUUGAGAAACACAUCUUUGUGCCAUGCUGUUGAACAUUCCAGGCACAACAACAGGUGUUCAGACCCAUCUAAAAUAUUCCACAGUGCUUCUUUUAAUAGUUCUGACUGAUGACUAAAAACACAGUGUCCAUCUUUACUCUAGUCUACGCGUUCCACCGAUCCUCUGAGUCUUCCUCUCCUCUGUAGCUCUUUGGACAGAGAAACUUGAAUGUGCAGGAAGCCUUAGCCCCCACGCAGCGCCACGGUGAGUCCAGUGUUACUACAGAAACCCCGGAGACUCCGAUCGGACACGACACGGACACGGACACGAUGCCAUUCGAUCAUUUUGUACCUGCAUGUUUUCAGCUAUUUUUUCCCCCCCCGAUGCCACUGGGAGAAUGUUAGCUUGACAUGGACAAGCUAACGUUGACAUUUUGUAAGCAUAUGCACCGCCAGAGGAGUAGCAUCUGUUUUUGAAUCAUGCAAAAGUGUCCUUGGUCAAACAUGUCUCUGCUGUGGGUGAUGGGACCAUGCAGUUGAAAUCAUGUUGAAUGUCCAUCUCUGUUGUCAUGGAUACUUUAGGACCGCAGUCUGACCCCUACUGGCUUUCUGAUGACCCUGCACUAGUUUUGGCACCAUUGACCAAAUAUAUAUAUACAUGUGUAAAGCUGCACUAUGUAACUUUUAUGAGUGGGAGAUGUUAUAGCUUUGCCUGUAAUGUUCCACAGUAUGGUAGUUAACUUGUCUAACUUGUAUUUAUUCAUAUAUGGCUGUUUUUAUUGCUCAGAUCUCUUUAAUAUCAUGCAUUCUUACUUUUGGGGUCAGGGUGUUUCCUGCUUGUCUCAAUAGAGAUACAUUUAAUGCCGUACCGUGGAACAUUUACAGGCAAAGCAACAACAUCUUCAUGGAGACAAGGAAGUGGCAGACUCGCCAACAGAAAAGCUACACAGUGCAUCUUUAACUAUUACUAUAUUGGUGUGAAUAUGAAAAAUAAAUACAUUU